Entrophospora sp. SA101 is the source of this 1035-nucleotide messenger RNA. The record is from the annotation of a GenBank genome assembly. NCBI's taxonomy places the organism in Eukaryota, Fungi, Glomeromycota, Glomeromycetes, Entrophosporales, Entrophosporaceae.
AUGUUGAAGGAAAUUCUAAAUAAAAAGUAUACAUUAUAUGCCACUAGUUUGUUAGAAGAUUAUCAAGAUGAUGAUAAUUUAUCAAAUAUAACAUGGCCGCCACCUUCCAGAAAAGUAAUGUUAGAUUUGCUUAAAGGAUUAAACAAAGAUUUAAACGAUGCUUCCACCACCAAACAUAAUUCGUCACCAUCGUCACCACAUUUUGAUCUUUUGGUAAUUGGUGGCGGUGCAACCGGUAGUGGUGUAGCGCUUGAUGCUGCUACCAGAGGAUUGAAGGUAGCAUUGGUAGAAAGAGAUGAUUUUGCAUCUGGUACUUCAUCUCGUUCAACUAAACUUGUACAUGGUGGUGUAAGAUAUUUGGAAAAGGCAUUUAAAGAAUUAGAUUAUGGACAGUAUAAACUUGUUAAAGAAGCACUUCAUGAACGUGCAAAUUUUUUUAAUCCAAAAGAAUAUUUUGAAAAUUCUAGAACAAAACUUUUGAUAGGACAUACAAAAACUGUAAGAACAGUUGCUUGGAAUUGUGAUGGUAGAAAGCUUGCUAGUGGUUCUGUAGAUAAAACAGUUAGGCUUUGGGAAGCCGAUCAGGAAGAUAUAAAGUAUUCAGUUAAAUUAUUAGGACAUGAGGAAAGUGUUGAUCAGCUAUGCUGGAACCCUCAAUCACCAUAUGAAUUAGCAACAGCGUGUAUCCAUGUUGUUAAAACUGAUGGCGAAAAUAUUAAUAUAAGUUGGAGUUGGGACGGUAAUAUGGUAGCAGUAGGAGAUAAGGAUGAUAAAAUAUCAUUUAUAGAUAAUAAGAAAAAUCCAUCUACACUACCUUCCAUUGUUAAUCAUUAUUUUGAAGAUAAUGAUUCAAGAGAUGAAUCAAAUGUAGAAAAUGGGAGCACAGUAUAUAAAAUAAAAACAAAAGCAGCUACAAAUUCGGUUGCAUGGCAUCCAAAAGGAUAUUUAUUAGCAUUUGCAGGUGAUGAAGAGUCAUCUAUUGAUAGAACUUAUGUUGGACUUAAAAUAUUUGGGUUUAAUGAUUUGAAUAGUUGA